AUGGAAGCCCGUUCGUAUGAUCGAGGAGGGCUCAGUAUCAUUGAAGGCAUGAUCUUGAAGGAUAUCAAAGGACCAUCGUCUUUGAUAUCGAAGCAGAUUGUGAUAUCAGCCUUCUGUCCGAAGAUUGCAGUCAGUUGUACUGAACACUCGAAGGUGGUGGCUGGAGCCUUUGGAUUUUCCACAGUGUUGGAGCUCUUUAGGUACUUUGAAUCGUCAGCUGUGGUUACAUCGAAGCUGGACGUGCGGUUUGUCAAGCCUAUCCAUGACGUCUUGGAGGAGCAAAAGAACGUUGAGGGCCAAUUGAGGUUGCACAGUAUCCUUGGAAGUGGAGCCGCCCAUGGAAACAGUUUUAGUGGCGGAGACAAGUCGUUCGGGUUACCCUCUGAGCUGUUCAACAUGAGGUCGUUGGAAACAUUGGCGAACGAUGUGAUCAAGGAUGUGGACUCUGAGCUAAGAGAGUUGCUAGCAUCGGAGCAAAGAGACUCGGAGAAGGUGAUUGACCUUCAAAAUUCGAUAUACACGAAGUAUUUCACCAAGCUGGUAUCCUCAACUGCACCUUCGCCUUACGAGACUUUCAACCACCCUAUUCUACAGCUUUUCGUGGCAUCUGCAGACGACGAUGCCCUUUCAUUGAAAAGGUUGAUUUCAGACUGGAAGUCGCUGGAACUGCCCAAUUGGAUUGACAAAGACGAGAUACUUCCGCUAGCUAUUAUAAUUGUCAAUAAGAAUGUUGCUGACGAUCUUCAGAGGGGUUUGCGCUUGCAGGAAACGUUGAAGCUUGACAUGGGAAUAAAGAGCUCGCUUCUUUCUGUCUCUGUUCCGGGUAUAGGAGACGACGAUGUUGUGGAGGAAACUGCCACCAAGCUAGCAACUGUUCACAAGCCGAUAUUCGAUACCGUUGACGAAGAACUGAACAGAGUCCAUUUUUCAAGACCCACGGUGGAGAUUCCGUUGAAGUCCAAACGGUCCGUUGAAACGUUCCUCCAGGAGAUAAUCCAAAACGUGAUGGUUCCAUUCAUGAGAAGGAAGAUCAAGCUAUGGACAGACGAGGUUGUUGCCCCGAGAAAGAGUCUUGCUGGGAGACUCUUUGGAGCUGGUCGGAAGUGGGGAAACGCUGGCUCGAGUUCCCUGUUCUCUAUGGGAGAUAAUAAGAAGGGAUCUCCACAGCCUCAGACCAUGAGCUCGUAUAACGAAACUGAGGGCUAUUACUAUGCGAAAUCCCCGGACUUUUUGAUCAGAAGAUUGGGAGAUUGGUCUUUCAUGCUGCGUGACUACAAGGACUCGUAUACCACGUACGAGCUGCUCAAGAAGGAUUUUCUGAAUGACAAAGCGUGGUGCCAUCUUUCGUCGUUACAAGAAUUCAUGCUGAUAUCUCUGCUGAUCGGUGCCAGCAACAGAAUAACACCUCUCGAUGUGGCCGGCAGCGGGAACGGAAUCACGCCCAAAAUCAUCCACGAUCUCAUAAACCCAAUGGUCGACUCGAUAUACUAUUCCUACUUCUCUCGGUCCAAUCUCAAGACGUAUACUUUGCGAUCUGUGAUUGUGCUUGCAGAGCUGUUCAUAGCUCUGAGUCAAUCGACCGUUUCGAGCAGCACCGUCACCGAAAUAUAUUGCGGUCAGGCUAUCAGAUUACUGAGGAAGAUCGUUGACGGAAACAUUGUUGAUAGCACUUUCAAGGGAAAGCUCAUGGAAAGAAUAGCGUAUGUCUACGGGUGCUAUUACCGAGCCGUUGUAGAGGCCUCUCCCCCACAAAAACCCACACCGGAUCCCGAGAACGGAGACGACCAGCCGAUUGCCAAUGUUUUGAAAACACACUACAAAAACACAGACCAUCUUGGAGAGACCAGGCACCGAAAAAGUGCACUCUGGCUGCUGAUGGCAUGCAGACAGCUAGACCCUAUCAUCAAGCCGGUUCAGGUGAAGGUCUUGCUGGAUGAGAUAGACGUGCAGAUAGCGCAGGGAGAAGGCGAUCCCGCGGAUCAUAUGUGGCUAUAUAGGGAGAACCAGCUUCUGAGCAAGCUGAAAACAAGUGUCAGCUGA
Kuraishia capsulata CBS 1993 is the source of this 2040-nucleotide messenger RNA. RefSeq lists its product as uncharacterized. The coding region runs from base 1 to 2040 and encodes 679 amino acids. The transcript has a single exon. The record is from RefSeq and is a predicted model, not a curated record. Gene Ontology annotation, cellular component: cytoplasmic vesicle; TRAPPIII protein complex; phagophore assembly site. Gene Ontology annotation, biological process: protein localization to phagophore assembly site; endoplasmic reticulum to Golgi vesicle-mediated transport. Lineage: Eukaryota; Fungi; Ascomycota; Pichiomycetes; Pichiales; Pichiaceae.